Molecule: messenger RNA, 4962 nt
Organism: Schistosoma curassoni
Lineage: Eukaryota; Metazoa; Platyhelminthes; Trematoda; Strigeidida; Schistosomatidae
Source: the annotation of a GenBank genome assembly
UUCUAAUUGUGGUAGAUUCCAUUGAAAUUAUCAUUUGAUAUCUAGUUUAUCAUUAAGAUUAUCUACUACAAACUAUAAACAUCAAGUUGGAAUCAAUUAAAAAGAUCAAAAUGUAUUACUUCAAGGUAUGAUGUCAGGAAGUAACUACCUAUAACAGGAAAUGCAAAAAAUCGAUAACACUAACAAUGAAAAAAUAUUUCAACAUUCAUAACAUAAGACAAACUGUUUUCUGUAAUACAAAAAAAAGGAUUGAAUGUCAAAAUGAAACAUUUGUCUGAUUGGUUACUUUCCGUUCAUUUAUCACAUAAAUUUGAUUGGUUGAUAAUUUAGCAUGGAUUUCUCCUUUAAAUACGUAAUUACUUCAAAAAUACAUUCUUUAUAAAUGUAAUAUUUAAAAUGAUGUACAAUAUAUAUAACACAAUGAAGUUAUCUUGUCACAUUCUUAUUGGAAAUGUCUAUUUAGAGGCCCUAAUGAACCGUUGAUCAAGUUUACGUUUUUAUAAAAAAAAAACGAUACAAUCUCUAAAUUAGUAAUUAACUAAUUUAUAUUUAUAGUGAUCACAUAACAUUUAGCAUAAUUUCAAAUUAAUAAUUUGAUUAAUUAUUAAAUAGUAUUAGUUUAAUUUUGACAAAUGAAUGCAGAUUACGUUUGGAAAUUAUCCAAAUUUGGUCGUCUUACAUCAACUCGUUUAAGAUCUGAUGAUGAUUUUGCCGAUCGAUUAAAUUAUCAAUUUACUGGACUAUUAUUAUUUGUAUUCAUUGGAAUUAUAGGUAUACGACAGUAUGUUGGUAAACCGAUACAAUGCUGGACACCACAAGAGUUUACUAGAGCAUGGGAGGAGUAUGCAGAAAAUUAUUGUUGGGUAGCCAGUACAUAUUUUAUACAUUUAACCAGAUAUCCAACAUCAAAUAUAUUGAUGUCACAGUCUAAUUUUAUGCCAAACGGUUAUAUAGAUACAAAUGGACAACGUGUAUUACAGCCUUAUUCAAUAUUUCCAAAAUUUUCAAAACCAAAAGCUGGCGAAUUACCAAGUGAUGGUCGAUUAAUUAGUUAUUAUCAAUGGGCUCCUAUUCUAUUAGCUGUUCAGUCAUUUUUAUUUUAUUUACCAUGCCUUAUUUGGAGACUUUUUGCUGGUCAAUCUGGAUUUCAAGUAAAGAGGAUAAUGCAGUUUGCUUCAGAGGCAGCCCAGGCAGCUCCAACUGAAGGUGAUACUUCAUGUCAGCCACAAACUCAGUCAAGCCAAGUUGAUCAAGUCAACCUAAGCAAAAAACGAACUUCUGUCAUUGCUUUAAACGCUAUGGGUUUUUCAAAUUCUGCUCCAAAUUCUAACUUUUCUGCAACUAAAUCAGUUAAAACCUUGGCUCGUUAUUUAGAUAUGUGUUUCAUGAGACAACGGGAACUACGUCGAGCUGUUACCCUUGGUUCAGAUCAUAAGCUCAAGAGAAAUAGCUAUAGCUUUCAAACACGGUCUUCUAAACAUCAGAGUGGAUUUUACCUUUCAGAAACAGAAAGUGAUGUAUUUAGACAUGGUCAAAGAAGCGCGAAUCGCAUUCACAGCAGUGCUUCAAGUAGAACUAGAUCGGGGUUAGCUUCAGAACGAACGGAAUAUGAACAAAAUUUAAAACUUCAGAGACUGGCAAUGCACCAAAGGGAAAGUUGCUUUUCAUUUUCUCCUUGUUUUCGCAAACCCUGCAGAAAGCGUAAGUCAACAUCCAGUUAUCAGCAGUACAGUAACAAAUCGUCUAAGUUAACGCCUCAAACGGGUUUACCAGAUAAUUUGGAAACAGUUGCGAUGCCAAACAGUUACUAUUCUGGUCAUAAAACUUAUGGUGAUUGUCCACAGACUAUUAAUGAGUUGUCAAUCGAAGAACCUUCACAAAAUUCAAGUACUUGCUGUCCAUGUUGGGAAACACGUACACCGAAACAUCCACAAAGAACUCGUACAACUCACAUACCACCGUGUAGAUAUCAAGGGAAUUUUCUUGUUCGCUUGUAUAUGCUAGUGAAGCUAAUUUAUUUAUCCAAUGUAAUUGGACAAAUUUUUCUGCUUGAGUAUUAUACUGGUGUGGAAUAUAAUUUUUAUGGAAUUAGAGUAUUGUACGAUCUUGCCAGAGGAAGACAAUGGGAAGAAUCUGGUCAUUUUCCUAGAGUAACGUUCUGUGAUUUUGAAGCAAAGAAGCUUGCACAAAGCCAUUACUACACUUUGCAAUGUGUACUCCCAAUCAAUAUGUUCUUGGAGAAGAUAUACAUAUUUUUAUGGCUGUGGUUUUUCUUAGUCGGCAUUGUCACAUUCAGUAGUAUUAUUAUAUGGAUUAGAAGAAUAGGUACAAGAACUGUGAGACUUACUUGGAUUCAACAGCAGUUAAUAACUAUACGUCAAUAUGACAGAUUUGAAAAAGGUUUUGAACAGUUUGUUGAUAAUCAUAUGGGUCCAGAUGGGGUAUUUUUACUUCGGUUGAUUGCGCAAAAUUACGGAGAUUUAGUAGCAGGUGAUACAAUUGGUGAAUUAUGGAUGGCUUAUUGGCAAAGACGAUUAACCAGUUCUUCAGAGCGUAGACUUACCGGGAGUAUCUCAAGAAAACCACCAUCACCAGCUCCUACAUUUAAUAGGUUUGAUCAGCCUCUACCGUCAGAUAUAUACACUAAAAACCCGUCAUUGAAAAACCAACAUAAUGAAACAUAUCAAAUGCAAAUGGCUUUAACAAAGGGACAGAUUGAAAAUAAAACCUCUAAGCAAGGUAAGAAAGAUAAAUCGCGACGUAUGGCCAGUGCAUCAGGUUUUCCAGCAGCCUUACUUGCCACAGAGAUGGUACAUCCAGUAGACCGUUUCGGUGUACCUUUAAUAGCAGCUACUCGCAAGCCACCAUCUUUGCCUUCUAGGUCAUCAUCAAGGUAUAGUCAAAGAAGUCGAUCAAGAGAACGAUCCGAAUCACCUCCACCAAUACCCCAAAGGUCUCCUGGUUGCGAAAAUUACAGUUUUAGUGAUAGACAAUCGAUAAAAGACUUUGAACAUCAAAGUGAACACUCAUCUGUAAUUUACCCAGUAUCUCCUACUGGACCCGAUGAAGGAGAAUUUGUUGACCAUCAAGCUGAAGCUAUUGUAGAAAAUGAUCAUAUAGUUGAUAUUCAAGGAUCCUUCGAAUAUGAAGAUCCACAAGGAAAUAUUUACGCUGAAAAUAAUGACAAUCAAUACGCUGAAGAUGUUCAGAAUGAUGAUAAUAUUGUAUAAGUUGUAAAUUUUGAAUAUUAUGCAACAAUAUACGUUUUUUCUACUUGACCUCCGUCACCUGAGUCUUUCACGUUAAAAUAAUCUUAAAAUAACUGUACAGUAAUUUGUUUUUCACAGAUGUGUAUCCUAUGAAUGUAAAAUUUAAACUGAUUCCAUUAUUUGUUUUAUAUAAUACUAGCCUAAUACAUAGUGUCUGCUGAACAUUGUAUUGAGGCAAAAAAUUUUUAAUAAUGAUGUUUUGCAUUAGCUGUUGGCUUUUCGAGUAGCUUAUAUAUAGCUUGAAAUAUGCUUUCCUCAUUAUAGUAUAUAAGAAAGUCCAGUUCAGUUUUACAUUUGAAGGUAAAGUGUGGUGAAUUGAACAAAUCUGUCUUUUGUUAUAGUUACUUGACAUACUACUACUCAAAAGGAAACAGUCAGUGUCCUAUGAUAUCAGAAAGCAAAUAUCAACAUAAAUCUGGAUUCUGUUUGUUCUAUCUACUUGAUCAUCCGGUUGCUUUAUUAUCUUCAUAAUAAUCGCCUACAUCUAUCAAUAGAAAGUUAUUUUGAAUAAACCAUUAAGGAUACUAAACAAGAGGUUUUAACUAUGUAUUCAUGUCCUCUACCAUUGAAAUUUAUCUCUGUGAUCGAGCAGACUGAUCUAUUUUAUCUAACUUGCAAAUUAUCGGCUGUUUCAUUUGGUAAUAUGUUUAAUAGUCGGUUUAUUCUUUUCGUCUGAUUUAGAACGUGUUUGCACAUACAGUGUUCGGAUGAUAUGGGUAAUCGUCUGAAUUACACAAUUAAUUAUUAAGAGACAUUUAUUUUCUUAAAUUAUGGAUUAAUAGUAAGAAAAACACAUUGACAAUCAUCAUAAAUAGCUCAUCCGAAAUAUUGGUACUUUUGUACGGUUAUGGCAAUUUCGCAACAUUCACACAGGCACACAUGAGGAAAUAGAAAAAUGCUACAGUUAGGAAAAAUCUAGUGUUUUCACAUUUCUAACUUCGUUGUCUCAUGAUUAAUGUACCCAUCAUUCAAUACAGGAAUUUUGUUAUGAUAUGUCAUGAUAUAAAUUUUCAAUACGAGAGUAAAAUAGUUAUCUGAUUCUUAGUGGUCCAUAUAUAAUAAUAAACCCAAUAUAAAUUGAAAUGAACAUUAAAUCAAACUGUGAACUUACAACCGCAUAUUAUCUCAGCUUAUUCUGGUUAUUUAUAACAUUAUGUUCAUGCCAGUUAAGUCUUUUCUUUUUGCUCAUUUUGUUUUCAUUGGACAAAAAUGCUUCUACACAUAAUGAAGAAUUAAAAGUACCUAAUCAAUGUCUAAGACUAUAAAAUGUAAUUUUUCCUCUAUCUAUUCAUUUAAUCUAUGUACUAUAAUAAUAUGUAUAUUUCUUUAGAACACUGUCACCGUAAUCAUGAUAACUAUGAAAAAUAUUUCAUGAAUUGAUAAAUUGUCUGGAUCCUUAAAACUUGAAAGUUAAAUAAAAGAGGAAUAUUAGCAGUAUAUGCUUUUAGAUUUCAUUACGAAAGUAAUUAAUCAUAUAAAUAUCUAUCAGACCAUCCGGCUCACAGAACAAAAUUUCAUUAAAAUCCAUCAUUUCAAAUAUCUAUCAUAAUAAUAAGAUUGCGGAUUUUUGUUUUCAUAUUCCGAUAUUUAUUACUUAAAAAUAUACAUUCAAAUGAUCUGUUUACUCUUUACACACUUUAGUAAAACAAGAUGUUGAAUCUUAUUUAUAUUAAGUAUAAACAUUUGUAAUAUG